Molecule: messenger RNA, 950 nt
Organism: Stylophora pistillata
Lineage: Eukaryota; Metazoa; Cnidaria; Anthozoa; Scleractinia; Pocilloporidae
Product: ATP-dependent RNA helicase CshA-like
Source: RefSeq, a predicted model, not a curated record
AUGGCUAAAAAUUCAAAAUUUCAUACACUGGGCUUGGACCCUAAAAUAAUUGCAGCACUUGACACGCUGGGUUUUGAAACACCGACUCCAAUCCAAGCACGUGUUAUUCCCUUAGCGCUAAACAAAAAAGAUAUUGUCGGCUGUGCUCAAACAGGAACCGGAAAAACAGCUUCUUUCUUGCUUCCUCUUUUACAUCACCUCUUAAAAUCCUCUGGCCGCGCCCUUAUGCCAAGAGAGAUCAUCCUGGAACCCACCCGAGAACUCGCACUCCAGGUCCAAAAAGCAUUCAAAGAUUUUUCUCAAAGAACAUCGUUAAAAUCCUGCCUGCUUAUUGGUGGAGAAUCCCUCCUUAAACAAGAAAAAGAACUCGCUCAAGGCCCAGAUGUUUUAAUCGCAACACCAGGUCGGUUUUUAGAUCUAUUUGAAAGAGGCCGUCUUCUUCUUGCGCAAACCCAAUUUUUGAUUAUUGAUGAAGCAGAUCGCAUGUUAGAUAUGGGUUUUAUUCCCGAUGUAGAACGCAUUGCAAAGUCGUUGCCAAAUCCACAACGACACACGCUGCUUUUCUCUGCAACAAUGCCUGCUCCGAUCCGAAAGCUCGCAGAUCAAUUUUUGAAAGCCCCAGAAGAAAUCACAAUUUCUCCUCCAGCCACAACAGCAGAAACCAUUGACCAAUUCUUACUGAAUACAACCCAAAAAAAUAAAAUUUCAGAUCUCACACAACUGAUUGUGCAAGAAUCUCCAAAAAAAUCGAUUGUCUUUUGUAAUCGUAAACGCGAUAUCGCAAAUGUGCUCAAAAGUCUCCAAAAACACGGACUCUCCCCUUUGGAACUCCACGGAGACUUGUCUCAAAAAAUCCGAUCAGAAACUUUAGAAAAUUUUCAUAAAACUCCUUCUGCUCUUUUGAUUGCUAGCGAUGUCGCUGCCCGAGGAAUAGAUGUCAAAGAUCUGAC